Messenger RNA from Betta splendens (Siamese fighting fish), 1884 nucleotides. Its product is annotated as periphilin-1. The record is from RefSeq and is a predicted model, not a curated record. The transcript has 10 exons. Bases 208 to 1248 code for a protein of 346 amino acids. Lineage: Eukaryota; Metazoa; Chordata; Actinopteri; Anabantiformes; Osphronemidae. Gene Ontology annotation, biological process: protein localization to heterochromatin; negative regulation of DNA-templated transcription; negative regulation of gene expression, epigenetic. Gene Ontology annotation, cellular component: nucleoplasm.
UGUAGCGCUCCAACAACAUCCCCCUCUCUACCAGAAGACCAGAAGAAGAAGGAAAACAGGAAAUUUGUGUUUAAUAUUGUGUGGUGUAUGUUUAUAUGCUUGUUUUGGAUUCACCCACGCAUGCCCUCAAUGAGAAUACUGUGGUUUCUCUCACUGUUUGUUGUUUCCUGAGCGAACCAGAGACAGAACCAAGGACGUUCUUUCGACAUGGCUUAUCGUCAUGGUCGAAGAUCAAUUAGAGAUGUCUAUGAAGAUCACUUUGCACCAAUAGAUGGAAGAGAGGUGACAGUUCGUCGAGUUGUUAAUAUUGUUGACAAGAGGAGCACUGUGCCUCGGCAGGAGCUGGAUUAUGGCCGAGAUUUUCAUGAUGACCAGUGGUACAGUGGUCCUCCAAAUUUCCAGAAUGAAAGAGAAUUCCGUCAAGAUGGCAAUUACCCACAGACCCAUUGUCGAUUUUUUGAGGAAAACCCUAACUUUGGGAAUUUUUGCAGGAAUCCCACACCUCCACGACACGAGGCCCAGUACUCCCAGCCAUACUAUAGCAAUGAUGAUUUGCGUCAUCAGCUAGCGUCAAGGAAAAAUCGCAGAACUCGUCCCUAUUACCGUCAAAGAGGCGCAGAAGCCCCUGGUUCGAAGUCAACAUCAGAUAGAAAACUCAAAGAAGGCUACAGGAUCUCUGCGCCUGUAACAUUCAAGCGGGAUCACUCUCCUGUAAAAGGGGAAGCCCAGCCCUCUGGCUGCUCUGGGUUGAACACCAACAGCAAGUUCUCUCCUAACAGGGACAAAGUCACUUAUCAGCAGGCCCAACAGAUUAAGCCCAAUCUGUUGACAAGCCAGACUCCCAGCAGCUCUGUGGAAGCUUCCCCUCACAGUUCAGCAUCCUCAAAGGAAAAACCUCCUGCAUCUGUAGUGGCGUCAGAGGAGGUGGUGACUGCCAGCAUGGAGCCAAAGCCGACACCAGAUGAAGUCUUCAAGGCUCGCCGCUCGGAGGCCAUUAGGGUGAAGGCUCUGGAAAUUGAGAAGGAUUACAGGAAGGACUGUGAGACAUUUCGCACAGUGGUGAAGAUGUUGGUAGUCAAGGAGCCCACUUUGGAGGAUCUGCUGCAGGCCCCGUUGCAUAAGAACCUGCUGGAGCUCAAAGAGCGCUGCCUAGAUUCCCUCAGGCAUUUUGUCAAGGAGCUCGACGAAGUGUUAGAGCAGCCGGACAGCAGCUCAACGCAGGCCACAGGUCACAACGUGCUGCCAUGAUUCUAUUCUAUUUUACUUCUAAAGGCGGAAAAAUGAAAAAGUGACGACGAAUUAUUUACCUGUUUCAAUUUGUCGUGUCUUGUCUCAGUCACAAGAUAUUUAUAUGUUCUAUAAGCAAAGUCGGGUUAUCAGCCCUGGCCGUAGUUCCACUGCCAUGGGCAUAAAUAAUACUGAAGACACAAUCAUUGAUUCAUUAUAACAAAAUACCUUCAGUAUUAUGAAUAAAACCAUAAUAAUAGAGGACCAUGUGGAACGAAACGUCCAUGAUGCCAUUUUUAUGAAAAGCUGCAGCCAAUUUGUAAGUCAUGCUUUUAUUAUCUAAAUAUUAUUACAUGUAGUUAUUUCUAUUUCAAAGCAAGGUUGGAUUUUGUUUGGUUGAAAGUGACUGAACCCAAUAACAAAUCCAUUGUGACACAACCAUGUAGUCUUACUAAUUUAAUGUAUUGUGCAACUAUUAUAAAAACUAUGUGUAAACCAACCAGUAUCAAAGGGCAUAACUCUCAAAGUUUUUCAGUACAGAACUACUCUAUAAAGUAUCACACUUUUGUCUUAUUUAGCGUUGUAACCAAAUAGCUUCUAAAUAUAUUCUGGUGUAUUUCUGUAAAUAAAAACUGAGGUGAUUUAUCCUGAACUUUA